AUCUUGGGGCUAAAUAAUGUGUUUAAUUAACAUAAAAAAUCAAUUUAUCGAGUUUGUAUCCCGCCCGAUUGAUUGACAACAGCCGACCUUUUCUUUCUCCUUAACUUCUUUGUUUUAGAUAUAUAACAAAAUGACUAUGUCUCGUCGGGAUGAAAUUGCUUCUCGUCUAAAGCAUUUUAACGGUGGAGACCAAUACGAUGUGAUUGAUAUUGUGGGUGAAGGUGCUUAUGGUGUUGUAUGUUCAGCAGUUCAUAAACCAACAGGCCAAAUGGUAGCUAUCAAACGUAUUUUGCCUUUUGACCAUGCCAUGUUCUGUCUUCGAACUCUUCGUGAAAUUAAACUCUUAAAAUACUUUAACCAUGAAAAUAUCAUCUCUAUACUGGACAUUAUGAAACCUAAAUCUCUUGAUGACUUCACAGAGGUUUAUCUCAUUCAAGAGCUGAUGGAAACAGAUAUGCAUCGUGUUAUUCGUACUCAGGAUCUUUCGGAUGAUCACUGUCAGUACUUUACUUACCAAACCUUGCGUGCUUUGAAAGCAAUGCAUUCUGCCAACGUUCUCCAUCGUGACCUGAAGCCUUCUAAUCUUUUGUUGAAUGCUAAUUGUGAUUUAAAGAUUUGUGAUUUGGGGCUAGCAAGAUCUGCCAACUCAGCGGAUGAGAACAGCGGCUUUAUGACGGAAUAUGUUGCCACACGUUGGUACCGUGCACCUGAAAUUAUGUUGACGUUUAAAGAGUAUACAAAGGCUAUUGAUGUUUGGUCCGUUGGAUGUAUUUUAGCCGAAAUGUUGAGCGGGAAGCCAUUAUUCCCAGGCCGAGAUUACCAUCAUCAGCUCACAUUGAUUUUGGAUGUAUUGGGCACACCCACCAUGGAUGAUUUCUAUGGUAUCAAAAGUCGUAGAGCACGCGAUUAUAUCCGUAGUUUACCUUUUAAAAAGAGAAUACCUUUUGCCAGAUUAUUCCCUAAUGCAAACCCAUCUGCAGUGGAUUUACUCGAAAAAUUAUUAACCUUUAACCCUACAAAACGUAUCAAUGUUGAAGAAGCAUUGAAACAUCCAUACCUUGAACCAUACCAUGACCCUGACGACGAGCCUGAUGCUCCACCAAUCCCUGAAAGUUUCUUUGAUUUUGACAAAUACAAGGAUCAACUUACAAAGGAGCAGCUUAAACAAAUGUUAUACGAUGAGGUUGCUCACUAAGUUUCUCCCCCCUUUGAUUCCCUUGAUUUUUUUUUUUUUGAGAAAAGUUGAUUUUUUUCUUGUAAUAAACAAAUAUGAAAAAUCCAAAUUAGGUGAAAAGCCAGAAUGCUCGGG
Mucor mucedo is the source of this 1309-nucleotide messenger RNA. RefSeq names its product mitogen-activated protein kinase. Gene Ontology annotation, cellular component: nucleus; cytoplasm. The record is from RefSeq and is a predicted model, not a curated record. NCBI's taxonomy places the organism in Eukaryota, Fungi, Mucoromycota, Mucoromycetes, Mucorales, Mucoraceae. Gene Ontology annotation, biological process: intracellular signal transduction; protein phosphorylation. The transcript has 8 exons. The coding region runs from base 131 to 1195 and encodes 354 amino acids. Gene Ontology annotation, molecular function: MAP kinase activity; ATP binding.